Besnoitia besnoiti is the source of this 375-nucleotide messenger RNA. RefSeq lists its product as uncharacterized. Bases 1 to 375 code for a protein of 124 amino acids. The transcript has a single exon. The record is from RefSeq and is a predicted model, not a curated record. Lineage: Eukaryota; Apicomplexa; Conoidasida; Eucoccidiorida; Sarcocystidae.
AUGAACGAAGUUGGCAGAGUCAGGGGGCAAUUCCAAACGUUCUACGAUCCGUAUGUGGAAAGCGAACAGGGGACUCCACGGAGGCAGUUGUUGAUUGACAGGAAACAGCUACAGGCGGAAGCUAUCGACUUGCACCACCGCGUUCAGCGGCUCAAGGAUGAUUUGCGAAAGGAUGCCGAAAAUGUGAGAGGCCUGCUGGCAAAGCUAAAGCAGUGUCACGAGAAUGGCAAUGCGGAAGCUGCCGGACGCCAGCACGAAGUGCAGCUCGUGAUUUGGAAGGUCGGGGAUGUCCUCAGUCAAGUCGAGGAUGUCCUCAAGAGGGAUGAUGAGACAUACGGGCAUCUCAAUCUGGAAAAGCCCACUGAGCAACCCUAG